CGUAAACUGCACUUUGAAACUGAAGCAGCAGUGCGGUGACCGAAUCAGAUUUGGCAAAGUUAAUUUUGCAAAAUUAUUUACCAAUUAAAAUAAGCAAAAGUUGUUAAAAAACAUUAAAAUGGCUUUGCGUUUUACCCAACGUUUAAUGCAAAAUCAAGUGCCCUUUCUGACACGUGGUUAUCCGCUGCUGGUGACCAAGGAAAAGUCCGAAGAUGUGGCGCAUACUAAAUCGUCUCUUCAAAAGAAAUGGACGGGUAUUGAUAUACCAUCUGCACAAUAUGGGGGUCGUCACGCUGUCACAAUGCUGCCCGGUGGUGGCAUAGGUCCAGAACUUAUGCAUUACAUUCGCGGGAUCUUCCGUUUCGUUGGUGCACCUGUUGAUUUCGAAACCAUAGAAAUCGAUCCUUCCACUGAGGGCAAUGAAGACUUGGAAUACGCCAUCACUUCGAUUAAGCGUAAUGGUGUUGCCAUUAAGGGUAAUAUUGAAACGAAAUCGCAUGGCUUAGAUGAGAUUUCUCGUAACGUAGCGAUCCGUAACGAACUCGACUUGUACGUAAAUGUUGUGCAUUGUCGCUCAUAUCCCGGUAUACCAUCACGCCAUAAGAACAUUGAUAUUGUACUCAUUCGUCAAAAUACCGAUGGUGAGUAUGCAAUGUUGGAACAUGAAUCCGUACGCGGUGUAGUAGAAAGCAUGAAAGUGGUUACCGUUGAAAAUGCCGAGCGCGUGGCGCGUUAUGCUUUCGAGUAUGCGCGACAGAAUAACCGCAAGAAGGUGACAACCAUCCAUAAGGCCAACAUUAUGAAGCUAUCUGAUGGCCUUUUCCUUGACGUGGCAAAAGCUGUACACAAGGAAUAUCCUGAAAUUGAACAUAACAACAUGAUUAUUGAUAACACAUGCAUGCAAUUAGUGUCCAACCCACAUCAGUUCGAUGUCAUGAACAUGACCAACUUGUAUGGCACCAUCGUUUCCAACGUUAUUUGCGGUUUAAUUGGCGGCGCUGGUCUACUCUCUGGCGCCAACUAUGGCGAUCAUUUUGCCGUUUUCGAACCUGGCACUCGUAACACGGGUACAGCCAUUGCUGGUAAGAAUAUUGCUAAUCCCGUGGCAAUGAUCAACGCCAGCGCAGAUAUGUUAAACCAUCUAGGAUGCAGAGAACAUGCACGUGUAAUCUACGAAGCAACCUAUGAAACUGUGGUUAAAGAUGGUAUCCGCACGCCAGAUUUGGGUGGUACCGCUUCUAGUACUGAUGUAGUUGAUAAUAUUCUCAAGAUUUUGGCCAAAAAGCGAGUGAACUGGCGACAAGGACAAUACCGCGAUUAAAAAAAUAGUGUACAUUAGGAAAAUUUUUAAACAUUUACGGAACCUGGAUUAUUAUUAACGAUAUUUGACUGCUGAUCAUACGUAUUAUUAAUAUUUAUAUAUGUCUUAACAACUAUAAACGCGAAUAUUAAAACGUAUUAUUCCUCAGCAACUAAGCUAAUUGGUAUACAAUUUAUAAAUAUACAUAUGUACAUAUGAUUUGAUGUCCAAAGCCAAAUAGUCCUAAAUCCAGCUUAAAAAUCCAAGUCAUAUGCCCAUGUGCCCAGCUGCAAUGUGUUUUAUUGUUAUGUCUACCCGCUUCGAUGUUCAAACCUCAAACCGAUCGUGCGCUACUAAUGAGAAAGCGUUGCAUCAAUGCCUUUGUAAAACUCCCUGUGUUGCCUGUCAGCGUAUUAGGAUGAUAAAUAGAAGAUUCAAAAAUGAUGCUUGAAUAGUAUGGCGUUGAAGAAAGGAAUUCGGCCUAACCUUUGCGUGGCGUUUGGCUUUUGCGCGUUUCCCUUUUUUCUAACCUUUAGAAGAGUAUACUUAGACAAACCCUAAUAAAUAUGUAAGCUUGUUGUAGAAUCGUUUGUUGCCAUCUCCUUAUAGUUUAAAAUUGUACUACAAGUUCUUAACUACUUAACUUUCGUUUUUAUUCAGCCGAUUGGAAAGUUGUGUAAAAGACCCACGUACAUACAUAUUUUUAUAAAUCAAUGUGUUUUUGCUUUUUUGAUUUUGUUUGAGCAGAAACAGUUAAAUUAAGAAAAAAUGAUUUGUAUUCGAACAGUACAUUAUUUCUUGAAUAAUUGUAUCGCCCUACAGUUCUGUCAACCACAAUCAUGUUAAAAUCUCAUACAGUGAGCAAAAGGCAACCUUGUUCGCAUCAAUAAAAUAACUGUAAACAAAAAAAAAA
Rhagoletis zephyria (snowberry fruit fly) is the source of this 2213-nucleotide messenger RNA. RefSeq names its product Isocitrate dehydrogenase (NAD(+)) 3 non-catalytic subunit gamma (gene Idh3g). Lineage: Eukaryota; Metazoa; Arthropoda; Insecta; Diptera; Tephritidae. Gene Ontology annotation, biological process: tricarboxylic acid cycle; isocitrate metabolic process. The record is from RefSeq and is a predicted model, not a curated record. Gene Ontology annotation, cellular component: mitochondrion.